Pochonia chlamydosporia 170 is the source of this 426-nucleotide messenger RNA. RefSeq lists its product as hypothetical. Bases 1 to 426 code for a protein of 141 amino acids. The transcript has a single exon. NCBI's taxonomy places the organism in Eukaryota, Fungi, Ascomycota, Sordariomycetes, Hypocreales, Clavicipitaceae. The record is from RefSeq and is a predicted model, not a curated record.
AUGUCCACCACCGGAGGAAGACAUCAAAUUCUACAAGAACAUCACGACCAACAACACACAACGAUUAAUUACAAUCAUCACGCGCCGUCGUCACCUGCACCGUAUUACUGCAACAUGCAGAAACAAGCAGCACUUCCCCAUCUAAGCUUCUGGCCUCUGCAUCAUUUCGACGUCCCUGAUAUUGAGUUGAAAGGACGAACAAAGUCGUUGCUAUUCUUGUUCUUGGCCGAUCGCCAGGCCGUGCUUCCCCGUUGGUGUGAAGCAGCGGCCCUUGUUGCCUCCAUCAGAGAUCCUGAUCCUGAUCCUGAUCGCUUGCCGGGUAAAUUUGCCUGUCCGCAACUUGCUCCCACAAUCUUGUCAGUGACAAGACUCAUUUUUGGCACCUCCACGACGAUCCUUCCAAAUCCAAAAGCCAAGCACUCCUAG